Aspergillus bombycis is the source of this 1197-nucleotide messenger RNA. RefSeq names its product ESCO family N-acetyltransferase. The coding region runs from base 1 to 1197 and encodes 398 amino acids. Gene Ontology annotation, biological process: mitotic sister chromatid cohesion. Gene Ontology annotation, molecular function: protein-lysine-acetyltransferase activity. Gene Ontology annotation, cellular component: nucleus; chromatin. The transcript has 2 exons. The record is from RefSeq and is a predicted model, not a curated record. Lineage: Eukaryota; Fungi; Ascomycota; Eurotiomycetes; Eurotiales; Aspergillaceae.
AUGCCGUGGACUGUAACAAAUUCAUUCAAGCGAGGCCUUAUGAUGAAAACGUACGGUAGACCCGUAUGGCGCGUCUACGAUGAUGACCAAAGUCCAGCGGCUAAGAAAAGACGCGUCCAAUCGGGGAAUGAAUCGGACGAGGCAGAGAACAGCAUCCAGUACGCCAUUCGCGAGUCGUCCGCCGCUGUCCUGUCCAGUCCGUCGCGUCGCAAUUCCAUCCUUCUCUCUGAAGGAACGCAGGAUGAUGACCUGUCUACACCUCCGUCCUCACCGCCGCCGCGGUUGAGUUCACCUCCGGCCAACACGCGAAAACCCACUUUCGCGUUUCUCAAACGCAAACAAUCAGCCAACAAGGAAGCCGGCAACAGCUCCCCACUCACCGAGGUCAACUCCAAUAGUGUACGCGCAUCGGUAGACCCUCCCAAGAAGAAGUCAACGUCGCAGCAGCCCGCCUUAAAACAGAUGCAACUUGACCUAGGGCACGAAGUGAGAAGAACCUGCGCGACCUGUGGAAUGGAAUACGUGCCGUCGAACUCGGAGGAUGCAGCUCUACAUAAGAAGUUUCAUGAUAUGAAUACAACAGGAGUGGAUCUGGGUAAAGCAUUCAUGAGGGCAAAUGCCUCGCGCUGGGUCUAUGAGGCUACACGCUUUGAUGAGGGCUAUGUGGUCAUUGUCGAUCGAAAAGCGUCUCCGACCGCGAAAAGUCAGGCCAAGAAGGUUCUUGAGGUUAUCAAUAAGGAGUUGUCUUCCCCUGAGAUCCAAGAUGAUGACCUAUGGAGCCAGACUGAACCCCCGAGACAUUUGCGCAAAAACGGCUUAUCGGAGAAAGUGGACCGUUACAAAGUGUUCCUGCAUAUGAAGGAUAGUCGAUGCGUCGGUGCCUGUUUGACGGAGCGAAUCUGGGAAUCACGACCAGUUGAGAAGCCUUCUAGCCAAAUCAAUCGCCCUGAUUCUGCAGUUACGGUUCGCAACGAGACCCAUCCGGCGAUCGUGGGGAUUUCACGCAUAUGGACAUCCGGGUCAUCGCGACGGAAAGGGAUCGCGAUGGAUCUUUUGGACUGUGUGGUCAGCAAUUUUAUAUACGGCAUGGAAAUUCCUAAGGAGCAGAUGGCAUUUAGCCAGCCUACCGAAAGUGGUAGAGCAUUGGCGCAGUCGUUCUUUGGGGACGAUGAGUGGCAUGUAUACGAGGAAAGCUGA